AUGAGCCCAAAGAAGUUUUAUGAUUUUUUUAAAUCUUUAAACAAAGAACAGAAAAAAGCUGUUAGAGAAAUGGGAUUGGGAUCUUUGCUGAGAAUUGCAACCAAUGGAAUUUCUGGGAAAUUGGCACGUUUUGUUGUGAAUUCAUUCAAUCCAUUAGAUAUGAAAAUCCAUCUACCUAAUGCGAAGAUAGACAUAACACCAGAACUUGUUCAUGAUUUGCUUCGAAUUCCUCUAGGUGGAAAAGAUAUAUAUAACAUUGAUCAAUGUGAAGGAAAAGAAUUAAUGGAUUGGAAGCAACAGUACAAUUUCAAGGCUAUGAGACCAUCAGAUAAUAAGCCUGGAACUUGUAAGACAACAGUAUUGCCACAUUUGUUAGGCAAAACACCUAUGAGAGAAAUUGACUGGUGUGGUUUUAUAACUAAUUGCUUGAAAAUGUCAAAGAUGACGUGGGAUGAAACCGAUAGAGGAAACUACUAUUGUGGGCCACUUCUUGUAUUAUUGUUAGCUUAUUUGGAGUUUAUGAAGAAUGAUGAGAAUGAAAAAAGACAAAUACAUGCACUACAUUUUUGGGAUUAUGAAAUGAUGGUGAAAAGGGAAAAAGCUGAGUUAAAGAGUGGUGACUUUGGAACUUUGGAAUGGAAUGAUGAUGUUAUAGAGAAUGAUGAAGAAUCCGACACCGAUGAAAAUGAAGAUAUGAAACUCGAUGAAUUGGUAUUCAAAGCGAAAAAGAAUUACAAAAAACUAGUGAAUGAUAAACUGAAGUUUGGAAAGUUAAUUGAGUUUUCAACAACAAAAUUCACAGAAAGCGAUGAGUUGAAAGAUAUGAAGAAAGUCUUUGAACAAGAAUUCAUUUAUAAAACUCAAAAUGAAGAUGAAGAAAAAAGCGAUGAGAAUUUGAAUGAACAUGAAAUAAAGAAUCAACCAAUCAUGGUAACACCAGGAAAUUUGUACAAUGAUCCAAUAGUGCAUGAGAUUGCUGAUUCUAUUCAAUGUAUUUUAAAUUUUGAUGAUUAUGAUGAUUUUGAAAAUGAUGGAGAUGAAAGCAGUGAAGAUCAACACAUGAAGAAAGAAAUAAAAAAUGAAAAACUUGAUGAAGGAGAAAGUUAUGAUUCAGAAGAAACAGAAUGUGACAAUAAUAUCUUGGGAAUUGAAGAUGAUGAAGACAAAAAAAGAGAAGUAGGAAAAAGAUUAAAAAAACCAUCAUUGAAGCUAUCUUCUCCUUAUAAUAAAAAAGAGACUAAGAGAGGUUAUGUGCUUGGAAGAGGAAUGAUUGAAACAAUGCAGGCAGGAUUAUGGGUACAUGCACAUGUCAUUGAUGCUUGGACUGAUAUUUUGAACUAUAAAGAAAAGCUUAAAUCAAAUUCUACAGUGAAUCGGUAUUUCUUUGAUACAUCAAUGGUGGUGUUUUUCCCAGUUCAUCAAAAAAAUCACUUUUACAUCAUCUGCAUAAACUUAGAGGAACUAGCGGUUGAUGUCAUUGAUAAUAGGAAUUCAGUUGCAAAGUUUCCUAGAGCUUAUCGUGAUGCACCUAAUGAAUUGGUACUUGAUGAGGGUCAAUCACAAAUCAACUUCAACUUUGGAGGGUGUUGA
Messenger RNA from Lactuca virosa, 1590 nucleotides. NCBI's taxonomy places the organism in Eukaryota, Viridiplantae, Streptophyta, Magnoliopsida, Asterales, Asteraceae. The record is from the annotation of a GenBank genome assembly.